GUUAUUAAUGAAUUAAUAAAAUCUGACUCAUUAUUCAUAAAUAAUCUGCUUUUGAUGUUCGGUGAAACAUGCAAUUAAAAUUACGUGGAUUAAAUGUUUAAUUCUGGGUGAUGAUGGAGAUCAUCAGAGCUGAAGAAGAGCAGGAAAAAUGAAAUGUAGGAGGAAAAAAGGAGGAAGAGGGAGAAGAAAAGGAGGACGACGAGGAGGAGAAACAACAACCAAAAGAGGAGGAUGAGGAGGAGCAGCAUCUCUCUUCAGUCUGUCAGACACUGAGGAGGUUUGUGGAGGUUCAGAUGCUCAGACCGACUGUUUGAAUCAUCGACUCUGAUCCUCCUCCUCUCAGACAGGAGGAGGAGGAGGAGGAGGAGGAGGAGGAGGAGGAGGAUGUGCUGCUGCUGCUCUUCAGUCUCAGAUUCAACAACGAGAAACCAGAAGUCAAACAGGAUCCACUGAUUAAAUUUAUAUAUACUAACAUACAUAUAUAUAUAUAUAUGCUUCAGGUAUUUUGAUGUUGGAGAAUUGAAACGUGUGAAGCUUCAUGUUCAACGCUGAAAUCUGCACCAAAGAAGACUGAGAAGAUGAAAACGGGAGACAGAAAAGCUUCUGUUUGAGAUGGAAGAUGGAGUCUGGAAACAGCAGCUGGUGUUUUUAACAGAGUUUGGAUGCUGAUUUAUUUAAAAUACAGAAGCAGCUUCAGUUUUUUAACAGACAGACGACGAAGCAGCCUGCGUUUUUAACAGAAGAGUCUGAAGCAGUGUGAUUUUUUAACAAAAACAAAAUGAGGUUUAGAAGUAGCAGCUGGUGUUUCGAACAGACAGGAGCUGAGGUUUGGAAGCAGCACGGCAUGUUUUUAUUAAUGGAAAAUAAAGUUUGGAAGCAGCAGCUGGUGGUUUAAUUAACAAAAGGAUAACGUGUGGAACCAGCUUCAGAUUUUUAACAAACAAAGGAUGAAGUUUGGAAGCAGUCUUUGCACCCUGAACGUCGGCGGUCGCAGGUUUUGCUUCUCGGCCGAGCUGAUGAAGCGCCUCCCUCUCAGCAGACUCAGUCGGCUGCAUCGCUGCGUGUCGGAGAGCGAGCUGCUGGAGCUCUGCGACGACUACGACCGUGACAGGAACGAGUUUUUCUUCGACCGGCACUCGGAGGCCUUCAGCUUCAUCAUGCUGUACGUGCAGCACGGGAAGCUGCGCUUCGUGCCGCACAUGUGCGAGCUGUCCUUCUAUAACGAGAUGCUGUACUGGGGCCUGGAGAGUGCCGACCUGCAGUCGUGCUGCCAACGACGCCUCGACCAACGCAUGUCUGACUGCUUCGUCCACUUCUUCCCUGAGGAGGAGCCGCGGGGCUCCUCGGGGCCCCGGAGCCACUGGCUGGAGAGGAUGAGGAGGACGUUCGAGGAGCCCACGUCUUCGCUGGCGGCGCAGAUCCUCGCCUCGGUGUCGAUGCUGUUCGUGGUCAUCUCCAUGGUGAUGCUCUGUGCCAGCACUUUACCGGACUGGAAGACCACCGAGACCCUGGACCAGCACAGGAUCAUCGAGGCGGUGUGUAUCGGUUGGUUCACGGUGGAGUGUAUCGUCCGUUUCCUCGUAUCUCGGGAUAAAUGUGAGUUUGUCCGUCGUCCUCUGAACAUCAUCGACCUGUUGGCCAUCACGCCGUACUACGUCUCUGUUACCGUGACGAUCCUGACGGGGGAGAACUCCCAGCUGCAGCGGGCCGGCGUCACUCUACGCGUCCUGCGCAUUAUGCGGAUCUUCUGGGUGAUCAAGCUGGCCCGUCACUUCCUGGGUCUGCAGACGCUCGGCCUGACACUGCGGCGCUGCUACCGUGAGAUGAUGAUGCUGCUGGUCUUCAUCUGCGUCGCCAUGGCGAUCUUCAGCGCACUGGCCCAGCUGCUGGAACAUGGCCUGGACCUGGAAACCGGAAACCAGGACUACGCCAGCAUCCCCGCUGCCUGCUGGUGGGUCAUCAUCUCCAUGACGACGGUGGGAUACGGGGACAUGUACCCGGUGACGGUGGCGGGCCGCGUGCUGGGUGGCCUCUGCGUGGUGAGCGGCAUUGUGCUGCUGGCGUUGCCCAUCACCUUCAUCUACCACAGCUUCGUCCAGUGCUACCACGAGCUCAAGGUGCGCUCCGCCCGCUGCACCCACAGCCUGUCCGCCGAGUUCAUCAACUGACCAAUGAGCAACGCUGCUGCUGAGGUGGAUGAACACGAAGUUCAUCAGCUGAUCGCAGCUCUGCCUGGCAGGAAAUUAUGUCUCAUAACCACCAAAAACUACAAAACGUCACAUCAGGUCCUACGACAACUUUUCACAACUUUACUAAAACUUUUUGUUUUCAACAAGUCACAGCUGAAGAGCUGCCUCACCUGUUCAGUUCAGGUUUGUUUUUAGGGGUUGGAGGUGUAUUUCGUGUGUGUAAUCUGAAGUUAUUGGUAAACAGAAACACAUAGUGAGUUUAUACAAAAGAAUCGGGGAAUAAAAUACUCACACAGCUGUGACUGAGAUCCUUUUAAACUCAUAAAUAAUCAUUUAUUGGAAACUUUAUUCUCCAUGUUUGUUGAAUUCCUGUAAUUGACAAAAAGAAAUAUUAAACUAAUUGAAAGACGAUAAACUGAACACUGUGAACACAAGUUUUACCUUUAACUAUGGCCAAAUCACAUCAACCUGUCUGAUGUAUUUCAGUUUCUUCAUUAGUAAAUCAGAGAGCUGUAAAAUUAAGCUUUAACACAAUUUGUUCUCCAGAUCGAGCAGCACAGACGAGCCUCAGUUUGUUCGUCUAUGAGAGCAAAUAAUGUUUGCAAAGAUUUCAAUCUUCAAAAGAAACUGAAUCUGUAAUUGUGAAAUUUAAUUGCUACUGAAUAUUUAAUGUUGCAAUUUAAACUAUGAAAUAUUUUCCUUUAAAAACCAUCUGUCUGAAUUUACGUACUCUGAAGACUCUUUGACAUUUUCAACAGUCAAUUUGAAGUUGUACAGUUUUAUUUCAGGUAUACACACACACACACACACACACACACACACACACACAUAUAUACACACAUAUAUAUAUAUAUAUAUAUAUAUAUAUAUUAGGGUUCACAAAUUCAGAUAAAAGUAUUGAGAAACUAUAUUCAAGCUGCUCAAAUUCAAAAAGCUAAAUUCCGAAAAAUGAAAAAAUCUGGUCGCUUAAAUAGUUUUAAAUUCAGAUCUGAACGUGUCAGAGACAGAAGAUAAUCAAUCUAGCCGGGAUGGGAUCGAUCAGAACUAUUGGGUUACAUUAAUGUAUGUAUUAUUAAUAGAUAUGACGUGGCGCCUCCACUCAGCCAGUGGUCACUUACGGUACUGCACCUAAAAUGAUCAUUUUCCCCACAGACCUCCAUAAUAAAAGACGUGUGUAAAACUGUUGACAGGACGACUCCAGCUGUGAACCAGCUCAGUUAAUACUGUUUGUGUUAUGACUUUUUAAUGGAGGUUUUAUGUUUUUUAUAUUUGUAAAACUUUAGUCUGUGACGUCUCAAUGUAAAGUCUAUGGGCCAGCAGGAGAAACACUACUGAGCAUGUGCAGUGGGACACAAGUGCUCAGUGAGCAGUUUUCAUUUAAGUGACUGGACGCCAUCUUUGAGUCUGAUAUCCAGUUCUUCUGAUAGAUCCAUGGUUACAUUCUGUCAGUCAUGGGAUCCAUCUGAAGGUAAAAUAUUUCAGUGCUAUAAAUCCAUGUAUUCAGUUGAUAUAAGAUUCAAAUCUUUCUGGUUAUUUGCUUCCAUAAAAGUGGACAAACGUCCCUUUAAUUAUAAUGAAUGACAGCGACGCUUCCAGGGGCUGUCUGGUUUCUUUGAAAGAGUAAAUAGUAAACCAGAGUAAAAUCAAGUGAAGACGAGCUGUUUGCCUCAUCAGCUCCUCAGUUUUCAGUCUUGUGUAUGUACAUGAACACCUUCAGGUCUGACUGAGAUGAACUUUUCUAUGGAUCUUCACGAUCUCCAGACCAUGAUUCCAAAUCCUCCUGAAUGUUUCCUUCAGACUAAAAACAUUUCAGAAAUUUUCCCUUUGGACGCAGGAAAUAGACACAUCAGCUGAUCUUCUUUCUGCUCCUCAGAGGACGAACCCUUUAUAUGUUACUGUUCCCUGUAGCGCCCCCCUCAGGAUCAACAUGUUCAGCUGUUUGUGUCUCCUCUCGCCCCUCUGUUAAACCAGCAGUCUGUGGUGUAACUGGAUCUGUUGAGACCGGCUAGACACCGUCCACGGUUUCCAUGGCAACAGCAGACUCAGAGACAGGAAGUUAAAGUGUUGGAAACAUUUGGUUUUGAAUGUCAGGACGGCGGAGCUGCUGAAGUGUGAAUUAUCUCAAUGAAGACACUUCUUCUACUAUUUUUUCUUCUUCUUUGGAUACUGCAGGGUUUAAACCAAAGCACAACUACAUGGAUCCCUUUAAGCUUUAACCAGUGACAGUCUGUUCCUUCUUCCUUAUCUUUCUUUUUCUUUCCUUCCCUUCACACAGAUCCGUCUCUGUGAACUAAAACACAAUUUUAUCUCUUAAAUGUUCAUAAUUUCUUCAUUAAAUCCAGAUGAAUUCUUCAUUAAAGGACCAGUUUGUGUA
Messenger RNA from Siniperca chuatsi (mandarin fish), 4563 nucleotides. RefSeq names its product potassium voltage-gated channel subfamily G member 3-like. Gene Ontology annotation, molecular function: delayed rectifier potassium channel activity. Gene Ontology annotation, cellular component: voltage-gated potassium channel complex; membrane. Gene Ontology annotation, biological process: protein homooligomerization; potassium ion transmembrane transport. NCBI's taxonomy places the organism in Eukaryota, Metazoa, Chordata, Actinopteri, Centrarchiformes, Sinipercidae. The coding region runs from base 948 to 2168 and encodes 406 amino acids. The transcript is spliced from 3 exons. The record is from RefSeq and is a predicted model, not a curated record.